UCACGUCCGCCGUGCCGCAGAGCAUGCCGGUCAGGUCGCUGAGGAGACUAUUCCAGGAUAGAUCAGCCCCUCCCCGCCCGGAAAUGCAAUGGUUGGUCCCUAAUUUGCAUGCAGGAAGUGGCCGCCCCACCAUGAUGGAGAGCUUCAAGAUGGCGGCGCCACUCGCACAGAUAGACGACGAGUGGCUCGACUUCACCUCGCCUUCAGACGUCGUCAACUCCAACGACACCACCAAUUCGCGCGCAGACGACAACCAGGACGUGGACAAUGUGGAUAACUGCGGUUUCGGGGUCGUCAGUUUCAAAUCCAUGGAGGACUUGGUGCACGAAUUCGACGAAACGCUGAACAUUUGUUUUCGGAACUACAACGCGAAGACGGACUCUAUAGCGCCGGUGAAGGUGCUGUCACAAGAAGAAAUUAUGGAGAACUCCGAGAUGAGCUCCUUUGGCGUCCAUAACGUAUUGUGGCAGGGUCUGACGGACAACUUUGCCAACGUGUUGCCGGUGGACUGGAACUCCUCCUACACCAGGCAGCUCUACAACAAAGCCUUGAACCUCAAUGAACAAAAGAGAGAGGAGCCGAUGAACCUUGACCUGUCUGAUGAUGAGGAGCUACGAGAGUCGUUUGAUGCCCACUCCCUCAUCAUCUCCAGCCUCACGCAGGAACCCAUCUUCACUGCAGAGGAGGUCAUCGAGGAGAUAGAUGAGAUCAUGGGAGAAACAUCUAUGGAGGAGGAGACCCCUGUGAGUGAGGACAGUCUGUCUGUUCUGUCCCAGGAGAUGCUGGCCCUCAGGGAGAGGUCCAACACUGUCACCAGCUACGAUGAGAGACCGCCAGGCCUGAAGAAGCUGCCUCUCCAGACGCUGAACGAGGUUCUUGAGGAGCUGGAGGCGACGAUUAAGGAGUACUCGGAGAUCCUGAUCCAGCAGCUGGCUCUCAGGGAUGAGCUGGUGUACGAGAAGGAGUUGAAGCUAUGA
Branchiostoma belcheri (Belcher's lancelet) is the source of this 977-nucleotide messenger RNA. Its product is annotated as fasciculation and elongation protein zeta-2-like. Bases 24 to 977 code for a protein of 317 amino acids. NCBI's taxonomy places the organism in Eukaryota, Metazoa, Chordata, Leptocardii, Amphioxiformes, Branchiostomatidae. The transcript has 9 exons. The record is from RefSeq and is a predicted model, not a curated record. Gene Ontology annotation, cellular component: axon; cytoplasm.